Drosophila teissieri is the source of this 1080-nucleotide messenger RNA. Its product is annotated as zingipain-1. Bases 40 to 1068 code for a protein of 342 amino acids. The transcript has 2 exons. Gene Ontology annotation, cellular component: lysosome. The record is from RefSeq and is a predicted model, not a curated record. Gene Ontology annotation, molecular function: cysteine-type endopeptidase activity. Lineage: Eukaryota; Metazoa; Arthropoda; Insecta; Diptera; Drosophilidae.
UUCUUGCGGCAUUAGUUGGUGCGGAUUUCGGUUUUCGUCAUGUUCAUCUUUAAGUUGCUACUUUGCUGCCUUCUACUAACCACCCAGAGUGGAUGGGCCUUUAAUCAUGGCCAGGAUCUAGUGGACUUUCAAACUUACGAGGAUGACUUCAACAAGACCUAUGCCUCGACCUCGGCGCGUAACUUCGCCAACUACUACUUCAUCUACAACCGCAACCAGGUGGCCCAGCACAAUGCCCAGGCGGAUAGGAAUCGCACCAGCUUCCGCGAGGCGGUCAAUCAGUUCUCGGACAUCCGGCUGAUCCAGUUCGCAGCCCUGCUGCCCAAGGCCGUGAGCUCGGUGACCUCGGAGGCCAGUGAUCCUCCCACCAGUCAGGCGGCAGCCGCCACCUUCGACAUCAUCACGGACUUCGGACUCACCGUAGAUGUGGAGGAUCAGGGCGUGAACUGCAGCAGCAGUUGGGCCUACGCCACCGCCAAGGCCGUGGAGAUCAUGAAUGCCGUGCAGACGGCCAAUCCGCUGCCCUCGUCGCUGUCCGCCCAGCAGCUGCUGGACUGUGCGGGCAUGGGCACCGGAUGCACCACCCAGACGCCCCUGGCUGCCCUCAACUACCUCACCCAGCUGACGGAUGCGUAUCUGUAUCCGGAGGUGGACUAUCCGAAUAACAAUACCCUGAAAACGCCGGGAAUGUGCCAGCCUCCAUCCUCCGUGUCGGUGGGCGUGAAGUUGGCCAGCUAUUCCACGGUGGCCGACAACGAUGAUGCCGCCGUAAUGCGCUACGUGUCGAAUGGAUUCCCCGUCAUUGUGGAGUACAAUCCGGCGACCUUUGGAUUCAUGCAGUACUCCAGUGGCGUCUAUGUGCAGGAGACGCGUGCCCUCACCAACCCGAAGAGCUCGCAGUUCCUGGUGGUCGUGGGCUACGACCACGACGCGGACUCCAACCUGGACUACUGGCGCUGCCUGAACUCCUUCGGGGAGACGUGGGGCGAGCAGGGCUACAUCCGGAUCGUGCGCAGGACCAACCAGCCCAUUGCCAGGAAUGCCGUCUUUCCCAGUGCGCUUGCCUAAAAGGGAUUCAUU